GGCCGAUAUUCUUGACUGCAGCCCCCGCAAAUUUUCCGUGCGAGAAGAGAAUCGGACGGUUCAACAAUCCUGGAUCCGUCGUUCAGAACUGUGAUAAUCUAGAACGCAACCAUGUUCGCCGUCCCAGGCUGGUCGCUCGAGAGCUCUGCUCUCAAGCCACAGGAGCAGCAGACCGAAUCCAAAUCCAAAUCCAAGUCAGCGACUGGGGCCAAUGGAACCCCUCUGCAGACCAACAAGCGCAAGCGCGAGGAUCAUGUCACCAAGGGUAAUGUGGAUGAAAUGUACCGUCGGCAUAUCGAGGGCCAGAAGCCGACUCCCAAGGGCCAGAAGCAGAAUGUGACGUUCGAUAAGAAGCAGAAGAAGGAACAGAAGCCCAAUGGCGGUGAUUUCCAGAGCCCAGCAGGCAAGAAGGGCAAACAGGGCCAGGUUUCAAAGGAGCAAUCUUCGGAAGGAAAGCCAGAGUCUGCUGCGGAAGAAGGGAAACCCGCCGGAAAGAAGCAGAAGAAGAAUAAGAACAAGAAACAGGAUCAACAAGGCACUUCCACUGACGCCCCAGCCGUUGAAUCUUUCCCUGCUGCACCACCGAAAACGGAGGCAAUUCUUACACCUCUCCAGCAAGCCAUGCGACAGAAGCUAAUCUCGUCCCGUUUCCGCCAUCUGAACGAGACGCUAUACACGACGCCCUCCGCCAAGGCUUUCGAACUCUUCUCCGCGAACCCUGAAUUGUUUGACGAGUACCACGCCGGUUUCUCCCGCCAGGUCAAGGAGUCUUGGCCUUCCAACCCGGUUGACGGCUACAUCAAGGCCUUCCGCGCCAGAGGGGCGGUGAAAGGUUUCAAGAAGGGCGGCAAGCCCGACAAUAAGCGUAACCCCAGCGCUGCGCUCCCUCGACGACCCAAUGGUCUAUGCACUGUUGCUGACCUUGGCUGCGGUGACGCCCAGCUCGCCCGUGCACUGCUGCCUUCUGCGAAGAAGCUGGAUCUGAAGCUUCUCAGCUACGACCUUCAUGCCCCUAAGGACUCCCCUAUCACCAAGGCGGAUAUCUCAAACCUUCCGUUGGCCGAUGGUUCUGUCGACGUGACCAUCUUCUGUCUCAGUCUGAUGGGCACCAACUGGGUGUCGUUCGUGGAGGAAGCAUGGCGGGUCCUGCGCAGCGACGGCAAGGGUGAGUGCUGGGUCAGUGAGGUCAAGAGUCGAUUUGGCAAGGUCCACCGCAAGAAGGCCCAGAUUGGAGCGAAGAAGCCGCUCAGCAAGUCGGAGAAGAAGAAGAUCAAGAAGAAGCAGGAUGAUGACGGAUCGGAUGUGGAGGAUGCGGACAUCUACGCCGAAGACGUUCGUCCGGCUGACAACGACGAUGAGACGGAUAUCUCCGCUUUCGUGGAGGUGUUUCGCACGCGAGGCUUCGUCCUCAAGGCCGAGUCGGUUGACAAGUCUAACAAGAUGUUUGUGAAAAUGGAGUUCGUCAAGGCGGGUGGUGCACCUACCAAGGGCAAACAUGCCUCGACGGCUGGUGCGAGUGCUGGCGCCGGCAAGAAGAGGUUCAUUGACAGAGCUUCUCUCAACGACAAGGGAAUGAGCGCCGAGGAAGAGGCUGCUGUCCUGAAGCCUUGCGUUUACAAGAUCCGGUAGAUAUGACCGGAAGUUGCAUGUUAUGUAGCCAUCUGUACAUAUGAUAUCAUCGGUCAUCGUUUCUGUUAUUAACUAAAAGCAAGAUUGCACUGGCAGUCAAAUGAGCAUGGGAUGGGAAUUAAAACACAUUCAGAGUCAUUAGACAAGGUCA
Molecule: messenger RNA, 1780 nt
Organism: Aspergillus sclerotioniger CBS 115572
Lineage: Eukaryota; Fungi; Ascomycota; Eurotiomycetes; Eurotiales; Aspergillaceae
Product: 25S rRNA (adenine645-N1)-methyltransferase
Exons: 1
Coding region: 112-1629 (505 amino acids)
Biological process (GO): ribosomal large subunit biogenesis; rRNA methylation
Cellular component (GO): nucleolus
Molecular function (GO): rRNA (adenine) methyltransferase activity
Source: RefSeq, a predicted model, not a curated record